Ogataea polymorpha is the source of this 3545-nucleotide messenger RNA. RefSeq lists its product as uncharacterized. Gene Ontology annotation, biological process: proteolysis. NCBI's taxonomy places the organism in Eukaryota, Fungi, Ascomycota, Pichiomycetes, Pichiales, Pichiaceae. Gene Ontology annotation, molecular function: metalloexopeptidase activity; dipeptidyl-peptidase activity. The transcript has a single exon. The record is from RefSeq and is a predicted model, not a curated record. The coding region runs from base 11 to 2080 and encodes 689 amino acids. Gene Ontology annotation, cellular component: cytoplasm.
CACCCCUAAAAUGUCAACCCUGAGUCCUUCCGCGUACUACGCCGACACCGGUGCCCCAAUUGCCCGGCUCUCGGCCAAGACCUACUUCCAACAGCUGAGCCGUAACGAGAAGCUGUAUGCCCACUACAUGGCCAAGGCGGGCCAUUGGGGAACAAGAGUCAUCUUGCGCUCUGUUUCGCCCGAGUCGGAGCGGAUCUACGACCUGAUCCUGGCCACCCACGCUGCUGUCAAGGCAGACUAUUCCCAUCUGGAAAAGCAUCUGGGCAAGGACAUCGUCAAAUGGUACUUGGAGUACGCCUCCCAGUUUUUGGGCAACUUGGGCAACUACAAGUCGUUUGGCGACGUGAAGUUCAUCCCGCGGCUGUCCAAGGGCGACUUCGAGACGCUGGUCGAGCUCGUCAACGACGAGGUGUGUCUGCAGCUGUUUGAGCAGGUCAAGGACGACAUGUACGCCCUGGACUCGAAACGGGUGCUGUUGGGUUGGCCCGCUGAAGGUCACGUGACCGGCUACUACCUGAACACUUUGACGAAGGCCCAAGUCGAGGCUAUCAACUCUGCGCUUGCCGCACACGGAAUCAUGCCGGAAAACACGAGACUCGAGAAGGUGGACGACACGCUGUUUCGCGUGCACGUCGCGUCGGCCAACAUCUCCAACUCGACGGGCUACUAUCCCGACACAAUCAAGUUCGACAUAGACGGCAAACAAGCUUCCCUGGAGUUUGCAUUUGGCGACCACUCGGCUGAGUUCGCCAAGAUCGUCGAGAACCUUGUUCAGGCCAAGAAGUACGUCGCGAACGAGACACAACUUAAAAUGCUCGAAAACUACAUCGAGUCUUUCCAGACAGGCUCUAUGAACGCCCAUUACCAGUCACAGGUGCAUUGGGUCAAGGAUAUGGGUCCUGCUGUAGAGACCAACAUCGGCUUCAUCGAGACGUACAGAGAGCCGGCCAACGUCCGCGGUGAGUGGGAGUGUUUGGUGGCGAUGGUCAACAAGGACAGGACGGCCAAGUUUGGCGAGCUUGUGCGCAAGGCACGUGACUUCAUAGCGGAGCUGCCGUGGAGCAAAGAUUACGAAAAGGACGUGUUCACGCCGCCUGACUUCACGUCGCUCGAGGUCCUGUCAAUGACGACGAGCGGCGUGCCCGCAGGCAUCAACCUGCCCAACUACGACAAGGUUCGGAUCAAUCUCGGGUUCAAGAACGUGUCGUUGGGCAACGUUCUAAGUGCCAAGUCUGGCAAGGAGCCUGUCACAUUUGUCGAUGAGCAGACACAGCAAUUGUACGAGAAAUAUCGUGCGGAGGCGUUUGAGGUGCAAGUGGGAAUCCACGAGCUGCUGGGCCACGGCACGGGGAAGCUGCUGAUGGAGACCGACGACGGCGAGUUCAACUUUGACGUGAAAAAUCCGCCGCUAGGGCUUGACGGUAAACCUGUGUCCACCUACUACAAAAAGGGCGAGACGUGGGGGUCGCUGUUCGGGUCUGUGUCGGGCGCGUUUGAGGAGUGCCGUGCAGAGUCGGUGGCCAUGAGUCUCUUCACUAACAGAACGUUGUUGUCGGUGUUUGGUUUCAAAGAGCCAAAGGAGCAGGACGAUGUGCUAUUUGUUUCUUAUCUGACGAUGUGUCGUGCGGGACUGCUGGCGUUGGAGUAUUACGACCCAGAAAACCAGAAAUGGGGCCAGCCGCACUGUCAGGCCCGGUUUGCGAUCCUCAAGACGUACUUGGACGCCGGCGAAGGGCUGGUCUCACUGGAGUACACACGGCCAGACUACGACGACCUGGUCAUCAAGGUGGAUAGAACCAAGAUCGAGACGGUUGGGCAACGUGCGAUCGAUGAGUUUCUCAAGAAACUGCACAUUUACAAGUGUUCUGGCGACGCUGUGAACGGGACGAAAUUCUUCGUCGAGCACACCACCCCGGACCCGGAAUUGCUCAAGUUCAGAGACGUUGUGGUUGCCAAGAAGCUACCAAGGAAGCAGCUGGUGCAGGGCAACACUGUGUUACGCGGGGAUGACGUCGACGUGGAGGAAUACGCCGAGUCUGAGAUCGGCAUGAUUGAGUCAUUUAUUCACAGAGAUACAUAAUCCAGGACCAGCGGAAUUAGUAUCUAAUUUCUUUUUUGGGCAUUUUUUAUUUUUUUAUUUUUCUCAUUGUCUACCAUGGCUUUCGUUGAGAAAGCCAAAAAGGCUGCGCUAUGGUUUGCGAAGACGUACUGGUUCUACAUUGGGCUGGCGAUUUUCGUGGUGAUCGCGCGGUUUGCACCGAAUUUCGCCCGCCACGGAGGGCUUAUUCGCGCAGAGUACACCAUUGGGUACGGUGCUGUGGCGCUCAUUUUCCUGGGGUCCGGCCUGUCCAUGGGCACAAAGCAGCUUAUGGCCAACAUGGCGAACUGGCGCGCGCACACGGUCGUCUUGGUGCUGCAAUUUCUUAUCACUCCGGCGAUAAUGUAUGGAUUCUGCUGUGCAAUCAGAGCGGCUCAUAAUCCCCAGAUCGAUGACUGGCUGCUUGUGGGGCUAAUUGUGACGGCGUGCUGUCCGACGACGGUGGCGUCGAACGUGGUGAUGACGCGGCAGGCCGACGGAAACGAGCUUUUGACGCUGAGCGAGGUGUUCAUUGGCAAUAUGCUGGGAGCCUUUAUUACUCCCGCGCUGUGCCAGAUGUUCUUCAGGGGAGCAUGGGAAUUCGGCAACCCGGCAAACGGCUCGUCGAUCACACGGGUCUACAGAGACGUGAUGCAGCAGAUCGGGUGUAGCGUCUUUGUGCCGACGUUUGUUGGGCAGGUGGUGCAGAACCUGUUCCCGAAGCAGACCAAAUGGUUUCUCACCACGUUCCGGUUCAACAAGGUGGGCUCGUUCAUGCUCUUGCUAGUGAUGUUUUCGUCGUUUUCGACGGCAUUCUACCAGCACGCGUUCACGGCAGUAAGCCACGCGUCGAUCAUCCUGGUGUGUUUUUUCAACGUCGGGAUCUACAUGCUGUACACGGUGAUCUGCUUUGCUGUAUCGCGGCCGAUUUUCCUGAAAAAAUUGCCCGAGCCUGCGGAACAGCGUGGUGCGUACGCUUGGUUCCACAAAACUGUGGCUCCGUUUUACUACGACCGCCCAGACACGGUGGCCGUGAUGCUGUGCGGAGCGGCGAAAACGGCCGCAUUGGGGGUGUCGCUGGUGUCGGCACAAUACGGCGACAAGAACGAGUACCUGGGACAGCUGCUGGUGCCGUUGGUGCUGUACCAGAGCGAGCAGGUGCUGUGUGCGGGCUUCCUGACCUGGUUCAUGAAGAUGUGGAUCCAUGCCGAGGACAGAGCCAAGGAGGUUGAGAGUGAUAGUGCCUAACAGAUGACGUAGAGGUGGGUAGCCGCGAGCGGCCCCGAGCACCUGCCUAUUAGUGGGUUGAGGCUUUGUGCAUGCACCGUAAGUUGCCUAUCCACAGAAUCCACCCAACUCAAGCCCUUAUGGCCAAGUUGGUAAGGCGCCACACUAGUAAUGUGGAGAUCCUCAGUUCAAAUCUGAGUGGGGGCAUUAUUUUUUUGCCCCGAUCUAAUGUAAUAAUAAU